Sphaeroforma arctica JP610 is the source of this 524-nucleotide messenger RNA. RefSeq lists its product as hypothetical. Lineage: Eukaryota; Ichthyosporea; Ichthyophonida. Gene Ontology annotation, cellular component: COG complex. The transcript is spliced from 4 exons. Gene Ontology annotation, biological process: intra-Golgi vesicle-mediated transport. The record is from RefSeq and is a predicted model, not a curated record. The coding region runs from base 45 to 524 and encodes 159 amino acids.
ACCCACAGGUUAGAGACGAAGUGACUGAGUUACUGACAUUCGUCAUGGAGAGCACCUGCCGCCCAUUCCGCACACGCUUAGACCAGGUGCUUGGUUCCAAUCCCGGAAUCACCGUGUGCUAUCGGCUGUCCAACUUGCUGCAGUUCUAUGGCCACACCAUUCGCCAGACCAUCAAAGCCGAGUCUGAACUCGUUGGGGUCAUUGAGGAGGGUCGCAUCACAGCCUUUAAGGUGUUCCAAGACAGCGUGGGCAUGCACUCCAAACGACUGAUAUCGGACCGCACCCAGCCCAGUGACACGCUUAUACCUACCCCCGCGCAAGCAAACACACUCACGGUAGUCAAGGAGAUCGCGCACUCGUACAGCGGGUCCCUCAUGGCCACCAAUGCUGAAGCCGGAGUGGAUUCAUUGUUAGGUAGGUAUACUGUGGGUAGCCGCAAGAUGGUGGGUAGGUAUGCAUGUGCGGGGAGGGAUGGAUGGCUCACAACCAACCCCGCUCAUAUCAACUUCGUUGUAUAUCCAUAA